AUGGUUUCCGUAGGGGGAGAUCACCACUUCAAGGAAGGAAGUCCAGGGGUGACACCUGAAGGGAACGUCGUGAUGAGCUUCAGUUUUGACAGCUACCAACUGGAAGAAGAAGAGCUUCAGGACAAAACAGGACAGACCAAGGGUGUCCUCACUUUCAUGGAACCAGUCUGUGAAGACCCUGAACCUCAAGAUCGCUAUCACGGAAUUUACUUUGCUAUGCUUCUAGCGGGUGUUGGCUUUCUUUUGCCUUACAACAGCUUUAUCACAGAUGUUGACUACCUUCAUCACAAAUACCCAGGGACCUCUAUCGUGUUUGAUAUGAGCCUAACCUACAUUUUAGUAGCCCUGGUUGCUGUCAUCCUCAACAAUGUCCUGGUAGAAAUGUUGAGUCUUCACACCAGGAUCACUGUGGGAUAUCUCUUUGCUCUGGGUCCCCUUCUCUUUGUGAGCAUCUGUGACGUCUGGCUUGAUCUCUUCUCCCAGCACCAAGCCUACGCUAUCAAUCUCAUGGCGGUAGGCGUGGUGGCCUUUGGGUGCACAGUGCAGCAAUCCAGUUUCUACGGUUACACCGGGAUGUUGCCCAAGCGCUAUACUCAGGGAGUGAUGACAGGCGAAAGCACUGCUGGGGUCAUCAUCUCCUUAAGUCGCAUCUUCACCAAGCUUCUACUGUCUGAUGAGAAGGAGAACACCAUGAUCUUCUUCUGCAUUUCCGUUGCACUGGAACUCACUUGUUUCAUCCUCCACCUCUUGGUGAAACAGACCUACUUCGUCAGGUAUUACACCUCCCGCUCCCAGAACGGGGCCUCUGAGUUUAAAGGGCCCGUGGACAAUGGCACCGGAUACAGAGUCCACCACGAUGUCACAGCAGAAGACAUCCGAUUUGAGAAUCCGCCUCACGGACAAGACGCCUCUCCUCCCCACACCUUUGGGCAGGCGGGUGAACUGGCGGGCAGCGGUACCUACGUUAGAUUUGACGUCCCUCAGCCUCAAAUCAAAAGGAGUUGGCCAAGCUUCAGAGAUCUGAUGCUUCACCGCUAUGUCGUCUCUCGCGUGAUCGGGGCCUACAUGCUGUCCAUCGCUGUGACCUACUUCAUCACCUUGUGUCUGUUCCCUGGAUUAGAAUCGGAAAUCCGGAAUUGUACUUUGGGUGAAUGGCUCCCCAUCCUCGUCAUGGCCAUCUUCAACCUUUCUGAUUUUGUGGGCAAGAUCUUGGCUGCCUUGCCUUAUGACUGGAGGGGAGCCCACCUCCUCCUCUACUCCUGCCUGCGCGUCAUCUUCAUCCCUCUGUUCAUCAUGUGCGUCUACCCCAACGGGAAGCCCACUUUCAGCCACCCAGCUUGGGCAUGCAUCUUUUCGCUCCUGAUGGGCAUCACCAAUGGCUACUUUGGCAGCGUCCCCAUGAUCUUGGCUGCCGGCAAAGUGAGCCCCGAGCAGCGGGAAUUAGCAGGUAACACCAUGACUGUAUCCUACAUGACAGGGCUGACCCUGGGCUCUGUUGUAGCCUACUCUGCCUACAGCCUCACCAGCAUUUCUCCAAGUUCCUGUGUCUACCCAGAGAACUACAAUGCCUCCAUCCCAGAUGGGAACUGACCAGACCAGAAAUGGAGUACUGAUGUCGAGGCAUACCAGGCAAGAAAGGGAGGGAGCCUGUGACUCGAUGCCCCCUGCAGGCACAGCCCUGGAGCUUUCAGGAUCAGCAUGGAAAAUCCAAGCCACAUCCUUACCCAUGACCAUGUGUAUGACACCCAUACUCAUACUCACAUGGGUAUGAUCCAUGUGGCUACUUUCCUGUGCAGGUUGUGUUGUUCCUGUUUGCUCAACCAAGUUUGAGCAGGAAGGCUUUCUCCCGUGGACUGCUUCGUGUCCUAUACAGUUAUCCGUAGUAGCAAUCGAGUCCACCGGUCAGAGUACCAUCUUGCCCAUGUCGUCAUGACAGAGGCUCCCUUUGCUGUCUCUUGCUUAGUUUUUUAGGCAGCUGCUUAGUCAACAGUUGAAGACACAUUGUCUCCCACGAUGAUGAUGUCAAUUCCUGGUCUUUGUGACAGCCUGAUGGGCUGUGGAGUGGCUUUUGCACAUGGCACUGUGUUUUUAGGGUGCAAAAGAGGGCGAGGUAAAAAGCCAUUGGCUCAGAAGCUUCGUUUCCUUUCAUGGAACUCCCCUGAAAUUUUGGGGAGGUUUGAGGAGGUGAGAGGCAUAUUUCAAAGGCUUGUGAAUAAAGCAUUCUUUCUGCUGGAGCUACACCAACAUAAACCUCCAUACCAAGUUCCAUCAUAUCCCAGAGUUGUUAGAUUAAAAUCAAAAUUACAAAUGAGGAUUCUUAUUUUCCGCAGGGACAGGACACAAAAGCUGGUAUGAGUGGCUUUUCCUGCAAUGCACCCUUCUAACAUUUAAAAUACAAUCUCUUAUUUGAUUGCUCUUCCAUUAAGAAAAGAUAACUCCCUGCAUAGAGAAAGAUAGCAUGCAGGAGAGGAUUCUAAUUUUCUCCCUGACCACUUCGUUUUUUGUCUGUGAUAGUGGGACAUUCAGAUAUGAGAUUCCACAUCUAUCUCCUAAAAUCUGUAGAAGUUGUAAAAAAAAAAAAAAAAAAGGCAACAGAUAUGUUGUGUUGGCUUGCUAAGAAGAGCCACGCUGUAUGAAACCAAAGACCAGAAGGAAUGUUGAAGAUUUUUUUCUCUUAUCCCUUGUUUGCUUCCACUUCUACGUUGUCCACUUAACUGUGGAUAAGUAGAAUUCUUCUGCUGCAUCAUCACGGACAACAGGGUGUUCGUUUUACAUUUCUUUAGUCCGGUUGAAAGUAUUUUUUAAGUUGGGUCGUCUCUACUACCACCACCAUUCCAACAAAAUCAGCUUGCCCCAAGCCAAGAUCCAUGAAGCAUAGGUCUCUUCAAGCCACAGAUGGAUCCUGUUGCUUUGUAUCUCUCCUGACUAUAUAUCCCACCCAGCUCCAGAUGUAUUUGUAUAAGAGUCACUUAUACAGUGAGA
Python bivittatus (Burmese python) is the source of this 2982-nucleotide messenger RNA. NCBI's taxonomy places the organism in Eukaryota, Metazoa, Chordata, Lepidosauria, Squamata, Pythonidae. The record is from RefSeq and is a predicted model, not a curated record.